UCCCUUAAAUCUAUAAAAUCCGACCUGUCCAAGGCUUGAAUCAAGAUCUCAGGGGGGUGCCUUAUUCCACCCCUUCCCGGAGCGCCAGAAAGGGCUUCCGCCCAGUUUUUCCCUCCCUGUUGGACAACCUGUGACCAUUAACUGCCUCAGUCCCCACCUCCAGCCGGGGGCGCCGGGUCACAAGCCAAGGAAGGAGGUUUAUCCCGAGCCGGGUGCGCCCCACCGGAUCUCUGCAGCCCAAGGCCAUGGCCACAGCCUUCGCACUCUUUGCGGGGGUCCUGCUCCCCUGCUGGGGGGACUUCCCUCAGUUUAAAGGGGGGCUGCUGAAGACGAACGGGGCUCGGUGCUCCCACCAUUCUGACUGCUACAGUGGCUGCUGCCUCAUGAACUUGGACUACGGUGGCUCCUUCUGUGCCCCCAAAGCCAAAAGGGCCAUGGUGUGCUUGCCUCAGACCAAGGGAGCCACCAACAUCAUAUGUCCCUGCCAGCUGGGCUUGGCUUGCGUAUCCAAGGACCUGAACUGUCCCCGCCGGUGCCAUUUGAUUUAGAGGAGGAUGCAGGCUCUUAGCCGCCAUCCUCCCUCCUUCUCCUGGGACCGGGGGCCUUGGGAGUCCCCACCUUGUUCAAAAUCCAGCUCCUGAAACAUUAAAGUCACUCUCUGGC
Messenger RNA from Phyllostomus discolor (pale spear-nosed bat), 663 nucleotides. It is a transcript of the gene CLPSL2, whose product is annotated as colipase like 2. Bases 246 to 548 code for a protein of 100 amino acids. The transcript is spliced from 3 exons. Lineage: Eukaryota; Metazoa; Chordata; Mammalia; Chiroptera; Phyllostomidae. Gene Ontology annotation, cellular component: extracellular region. Gene Ontology annotation, biological process: response to food; digestion; lipid catabolic process. The record is from RefSeq and is a predicted model, not a curated record. Gene Ontology annotation, molecular function: enzyme activator activity.